Molecule: messenger RNA, 5119 nt
Organism: Plutella xylostella (diamondback moth)
Lineage: Eukaryota; Metazoa; Arthropoda; Insecta; Lepidoptera; Plutellidae
Source: RefSeq, a predicted model, not a curated record
UAGGGUACCCACGUGGUCCUAAUUAUCAGCGCGAUUUCGAGCCUUUUCUGUGCCAAUUUACAGUGUUAAUACUUGUUUGUUGUUGUAAGUGUGGUGGUGGUUAGUGACCCUGAUCCCCCAGAUGAUCAACAGAUGUCUUCCUCACCUGAUAUACUUACGGACUCUUCCCAGGAGACGCGAAAGCGCCCUAGGGAUGAUGAACAAAGUUCAACACCAAAAGGUAAGCGUGUUAUUGUCGACCCCGACUUAGCAUCCGCAAGCAUCCAAACCAUAUUCACGCACCCUAGUCUCGACGCCACCAAGGUGUACGACGACUCUGACCCCGGCCCAUUCAUCGUACAUGUCACCCAGGAAAGCUCGUCGGGAAGUACAGCUCCAGCUGCUUCAUCCCCGCUUAGGGCUAUCAAGUUCGGUCAAUUUUUGUACAAAAAUAAAAUUUCCGACAUCACAAGGGAUGGUGUCAAAAUGACAGGCCGCAACAGGGUCACUGUAGAAUUUAGGUCUGCGAAGGCAGCCAAUGAAUUUAUCAAGCAUCCUGCCCUGACUGCAAACAAAUUUAAGGCUGUAAUUCCAACCUACCACAUCACCCGGAUGGGUGUUGCUAGGCGAGUACCAGUUGAUCUCUCCAUGGAUGAGUUUGUAGGUUCCUUGGACCUCCCGGCUGGCUGUGGUAUUGUCCUAAAAGCCCGGAGAAUUAGCCGAAAAGUAGUUAACAAUGGAAAUACUUCCUACGUCCCCACUCAGACCAUUGUCAUCACCUUUAGAGGUCAACUUCUCCCAGAGAAAAUUUUCUCCUACCGCGCAGCGGUAGAAAUUGAAAGGUAUACUUACCCGACAAUUCAGUGCCAUGCUUGCUGCAGGUUUGGCCAUAUGAAGGCUAGUUGCCGGUCCAAGCCUCGCUGCUACAAGUGUGCCCAGCCACACUUGGGUGAGACUUGCGAUGCCGACCCUCCCACUUGCAUCUACUGUUCCGGAAGUCAUGCCUCCACUAGUAAAAAUUGUCCUGAGCAAGCCAGACAGAAAUCCAUUAAAGUCAUUAUGUCGCAGGACAGCAUCUCUUUCGCUGAAGCCGAUGCUCGACUUCCUAAGAGCAGAAAAUCAUUCGCUGAAGUUACUGCUUCACAACCUAUUGGCCCACCUGCAAACAAAUCAUACAAAAAGACUGUAUACACACAGCGUAGGCCUAGGUCUCCCCUCAGUCCUGGUUACGACAGACUUGCCCAUCAGGCACUUAUCUCUUCCCCAUCUUCCUCACUUCCUAAUGGAAGUGCCCUCAACUCUAUCACUUCUAUCACCCCUAAUGACAACUUAUUAGACAAUCUUCUUUCCUUAGUUGUUAGUCUGCUGGCUAAAUUCAGCGACACAAUACCGCCCCACGUUGCCCUAAAACUCAAGGAACUUACAUCCUUCACCCAGAAUGGCUCUGAACCCGAUCCGGGUCCUCCAGUGGAAUGCUCAGAGCCUUAAAAAUAAAUCACAUGAAUUACUCACUCUCAUUGACGAUAUCAAGCCCGUUGUCGUUGCCAUCUCGGAGUCAUGGCUAGCGCCAGGUUCUCGUUUCCGAGUUCCGGGCUACUCGUGUCUGCGGGAUGACAGGGAUGACGGGUUUGCUGGGUGCGCUUUACUUGUGAAGCGUUCCCUUAUCUUCUCCUCUAUCCCUACCCCCCCUCACGGACAGGAAUUUAAUGUUGUGGCUCUUAGGGCUUUAGACAUUACUUUCGUGUCCGUGUAUUUCCCUAAUCCUCAUCCCUCUCUGCUUCCAUCUUUUUAUAACAUCAUUUCUUCCCUCCCCCAACCUCUCCUGAUCAUGGGGGACUUUAACGCCCAUCAUACCUCAUGGGGUUCUUAUCACACUGACGCUUUUGCAAUCGCCCUCUUAGACAUGCUUGAUACCUUAGAUGUUUGUAUUUUAAAUGACGGCUCUCCUACCCGUCGAGUCCUUCCACGUCAGAACCCAAAAAGUGCUGUUGAUCUCACUUUUUCUUCUCCUCUUCUUUCAACAUCAAUAUUCUGGAGGGUCCUUCCAAAUACUUUUGGGAGUGAUCAUUUUCCAAUUUCUAUUACUAUACCUAACAGAACUAGCGUUCCUGCUGAUUCAUGUGCCUUCCCAAGAUACAUGAUAGGUAGGAAUGACUGGUCCACAUUCAUCACCUCUGUUGAAGAUAAACUUAAUCUGAUCCAACCCUGUUCCAGUGACAACUUUCUUGGUAACUAUGAACUAUUCGAAAAAGCUCUCACAUCCUCUGCUAAAAAUAAAAAAUCUCGUAAGGGCCUAAGAGUCUCACCACCUUGGUGGGAUUCUGACUGCACUUCGGCUAUUGAAGAUCGAAAAAACGCAGAGGAUGUUUAUCUAGCUAAUAUGAGCAUGGAAAAUUUCAUAAGUUACAAAAGAAUAGCCGCACGAACCAAACGGCUUCUUAAAAAGAAAAAGAAACAGGGUUGGAUCAGAUUUUGUGAAAAUCUUUCUCCUAGGUCUCCCUCCUCUCUGGUGUGGAGAUACAUUCGGCGAUAUCGCGGUUCCCUUAAUGUCGAAGAUAUCUUAUGCAACGAUCCCUCUCUAUGGCUAGAAGGGUUCAGCGAUAAACUGGCUCCACCUUAUGUCCCACACUCUAGUGCUCUCCGUCCUCCACCAGCUCCCUUACCAUCUUCAGACAGGUUGGAUUCUCCAUUCUCUAUGGAUGAACUUCAAUCUGCUUUAUCUGGCUUAACCGAUUCUUCUCCAGGUAUUGAUGGCAUUCCAUACUCUUUCCUUUCAAAAUCAAGCCUCAAGGUCAAGUGCUUCUACUUGGAGCUGAUAAACUACUUUCUUGAGUAUGGAGUUACUCCAUGCUCUUGGAGUAAGCAAAUAGUCGUUCCCAUAUUGAAGGCCGGAAAAGACCCCCGUGACCCUAACUCCCGACGUCCAAUCGCCCUCUCCUCUGCUUUGUCGAAAAUCUUGGAACACAUGAUUAAAUGCAGGCUGGAAUGGUUAGUUGAAAACAGGGGAAUCCUCGCCAAAACCCAGUUUGGUUUUAGGAAAGGUAUGAGCACCCUAGACAGUCUUGCAAUUCUUACUACAGAUAUUCACAUCGCAUUUAAGAGGAAAGAAUACCUUGUGGGUGUCUUUCUUGACAUAGCGUCUGCCUACGAUAACGUCCUUCUUCCUGUGCUCAGGCAGAAAAUGCGCCAGCUGAGCAUUCCAGUGAAGCUUACCCGUUUGGUUUGCAGCCUAUUCAUGGAGAGAUCUAUCUACAUAAAAUCCCCUUCGACCUUGGACUCCCCAAAAUUUGUAUGGAAAGGCCUUCCCCAGGGAUCGGUCUUAAGCCCCCUUCUUUACAGUCUUUAUACUUAUGAUCUUGAUAAAUCCGUUGACUGCUUUUGCGACAUUCUACAGUACGCCGACGACCUGGCUCUCUACUAUGCAUCUCCUUCGUUAGAAGAGACAAAUGUACAGCUGAACCUGGCGCUUAGGUACCUCACGGAUUGGCUGGAUGGUCAUGGGUUAUCUCUCUCCCCCCCAAAAUGCACAGCAGUUGUAUUCACCAGAAAACGCCACAUCCCUGAUGUCGAUCUCGUUGUUGGAGAAGAUACAAUUGCUGUAGCCAACAAAGUGAAAUUUUUAGGCGUUAUUUUAGAUUCACGAUUAUCGGGAACCCAUCACAUGAAUUAUGUGGCUCAGAAGUGCGAGAGGGGCGUCAACGUCCUUAGAUCUCUGUCGGGCGUGUGGUGGGGGUCUCAUCCCUACUCACAGAAACUCUUGUACAAUGCUAUUGUUCGAAGCCAUUUCGAUUAUGCUUCCUUUGUACUGGACCCCUGUAACAAGGCUGCAUUGGAAAAACUCGACAAAAUACAGUACAAGUGUCUUCGUAUUAUAUCGGGUGCGAUGAGAUCUUCUCCCACCAAUGCCCUGCAGGUGGAGUGCGUUGAUCCCCCUCUUUCACUCCGGAGGCAGUAUUUGUGUGAUCGUUUCUUCUUCAAAAUUUGGCAAUCCGACUCUCACCCCUUAUUGGCCAAGCUUGAUUCCCUUAGGCGGUUAUGUAACUCCCAAGAAAACCAUGGUCUUUCUUUCCUCCUUAAAACAUUCAUUUUUUGCACUAACCUCCCUCAUCCCACUGUGAAAUUUAAAACUAACCCCCUUUUCGAAGUCCCCUAUGACACCCUAGUUUUUCAACCCAACAUAGCCCUGGAUUUGGGCAUCAGAAAGGACUCCCCUGGGGCUGAUAGAGCCCUAAAUGAGAAACUCAAUACUGAGUGGCCGGACUGGCUCCCCAUCUACACCGAUGCCUCUAAAUUAUCUGAAGAUGGCAACGUGGGUUUGGCUGUAUGGCUGCCCAGAUACAGGGUUGUGUUGAGUUUCAAGUGUCCUCCUGAAACCUCGGUCUUCACGGGCGAGGCAACAGCUAUCUUAGAAGCUCUUCUCUACACUGAGUCCCACAAAUUAAAUAAAACUAUCAUUUUAUCAGAUUCGGCCAGCUGUUUACAAGCUAUCAUCGCUUGUCCAUUUAAAUCUAAAUCAAAAUUUCCAAUAAUUCUCAAAAUUAGAGAAACUCUUCAUCGCUGUGUGACUCAGGGUAUUGAGGUAGCUAUUGCCUGGAUUCCCGGACACAGUGGCAUCAUUGGUAAUGAGUGUGCAGAUUCCUUCGCUAAGGAAGCCGUUAGCUUGGGCCUGGAUACUCAUUACCAAAACUUCGCUCAUGACCUUGCCUCGCUCGCAGGUCCGAGGCUAGAUAGAUCCUGGAAAGUGUCCUGGGACACUUCCAGGAAUCUCAAAGGUAAGUUUUACUCCGACAUUCAACCCCAUAUCCCCAAAAGGCCAUGGUUUUUUAAAGCAAGAUUUCUUGAUAAACCUGCUACCUCCACUAUUUGCAGGCUCCGUCUGGGUCAUGUGUGCACCCCUGUGCACCUGGCUAGGAUUCGGGUGCGUGAUAGUUCUGUAUGUGACUGCGGUACCAGCGAAGGAUCUGUUGAUCAUCUUUUCUUUGAGUGUCCCAAUCUUCAAACCUCCCUCCACGAUUUCCUCCCCCCGUCCAUUCCUAAACCUGUAAAUAUUAAUUAUCUACUAACACUUGUACAUACUCCAGUUGCUAACAUUCUGUACAGAUUUCUCAAGACUAAUAAUAUUAAACUGUAAAUUUGUAUA